Molecule: messenger RNA, 2269 nt
Organism: Gadus macrocephalus (Pacific cod)
Lineage: Eukaryota; Metazoa; Chordata; Actinopteri; Gadiformes; Gadidae
Gene: parvaa
Product: parvin, alpha a
Exons: 13
Coding region: 166-1284 (372 amino acids)
Biological process (GO): establishment or maintenance of cell polarity; actin cytoskeleton organization; substrate adhesion-dependent cell spreading
Cellular component (GO): cytoplasm; focal adhesion; actin cytoskeleton
Molecular function (GO): actin binding
Source: RefSeq, a predicted model, not a curated record
CCCUAGGGGAGGGACGGGAAUGCAGCGAACAACGUUUCCAAAUAACUGGAAUUCCGUUUCCGCUUUAGGGAGUGGACAUUGAUUUCAUUUCUUCGCCCCGCGGAAACUUUUUCUAUUAAUUCGCAUAAAGUUUCUUCUUGCCAUCGACUUGGAUAAGUUGCACCGAUGGCUUCGUCGCCUCAGAAGUCUCCGUCCUCUCCCAAGUCCCCGACACCUAAAUCACCGUCUUCCAGAAAGAAAGAUGAUUCGUUCUUGGGAAAACUUGGAGGAACUCUGGCAAGAAGGAAAAAAGCUAAGGAAGUGUCCGAGCUUCAGGAGGAGGGGAUAAACGCCAUCAAUCAUCCUCUCAGCCCCUCCCACUAUGAGCUGGAUCCUGAGGACACAAUGCUAGAGGAGAAUGAAGUGCGCACCAUGGUGGACCCUAACUCCAAGAAUGACCGCAAGCUACAGGAACUCAUCAGGGUAUUGAUCGACUGGAUCAAUGACGUACUAGUGGGAGAGAGGAUCAUCGUUAAGGACCUGGCGGAGGACCUGUACGAUGGACAGGUCCUGCAGAAACUCUUCGAGAAGCUGGAGGGCGAGAAGCUGAACGUGGCGGAGGUUACGCAGUCGGAGAUCGCCCAGAAACAGAAACUCCAGACAGUUCUGGAACGCAUCAACGACUCCAUCAAGGUGUCUACCCGUAGCAUCCGCUGGAAUGUUGACUCGGUCCACGCCAAGAGCAUUGUUGCCAUCCUGCACCUGCUGGUGGCGCUGUCCCAACACUUCCGUGCUCCAAUCCGAUUGCCCGACCAUGUCUCCAUUCAAGUAGUGGUCGUCCAGAAAAGAGAGGGCAUUCUUCAGUCCCGGCAGAUUCAAGAGGAAAUCACUGGAAACACAGAGGCUUUCUCUGGAAGACAUGAACGGGAUGCUUUUGACACCUUGUUCGACCACGCUCCAGAUAAGCUGAAUGUUGUCAAAAAGACUUUGAUCACAUUCGUGAACAAACACCUGAACAAACUGAACCUUGAGGUGUCUGAACUGGACACACAGUUUGCAGAUGGUGUUUACCUGGUCUUGCUGAUGGGGCUCCUGGAGGGGUAUUUUGUGCCUCUCUACAACUUCUUCCUCACUCCGGAGAACUUUGACCAAAAGGUCCACAAUGUGUCCUUCUCCUUCGAGCUGAUGCAGGAUGGAGGGCUGGAGAGGCCCAAACCCAGGCCAGAGGACAUCGUGAACUGUGACCUAAAGUCCACCCUGCGUGUGCUCUACAACCUCUUCACCCGCUACAGGAACGUUGAGUGACCGGCUUCUGUUGCUGGAGGUAAUCCCUUUACAGCGGGCCUCCCCAUCAGUACAUUUGGUCAUCUUGUUUAUUUUCCAUUGACUUUCUCCCUCCGAAGAAAAUAUAUUUUCCAAAAUAUUGCUCCCGUAUACCACAUUUCACUUUACCGUAUUCUCUUGCUUAUUGCACAUUUCCACACUGCUCAACAGACCUGUAAAGUCUGUAGUAGACAUAUGACCCAUUAGGUGAAGCAAUGUUAUUUUUACACGCAUAAAGCAUUGUAUCUUUAGUAUCCUGUUGCCAUGCCAUCCCUAGAUUUCGGUUACGCCAUUUGGACAAUUUUGGUGGGAGACGCUUGCUUCUUUUUUCCUUCUAAGAUGUAUUUAUUGUACAUUAGCAUCCACCAUGUUAUGGUGUCUUUGCUUAGCUGAACUGUAAAAGUGUGACCAAAGCUUUGUUAUAAGAAAUCUAUUUUUCUCUAUUUGUUUUUAUAAUGCAUUAACCACUGGCCUGAUUUAACAUCCUAGUUCGUCCCAGUAGAUGUUGAAUCAGUUCUGCCGGCUGAAACUAUAACACUCACCUGACCGGUUUCAUGGAGCACGUUAACCAGGCUAUGCAGUACUGGGCGUGGACAUGACUAGCUUGCUCUCACACACAUUGCGUUAGUAAGGCAAGAAAAAUACAUGUUUAAAAGAUAAGAUAAGAUAAAAGAUAAGUUGGUAAGAUAAUUAAAGUUGUAUUGUUUCUGAGAAAAGGGAUCAAGUUGUGAUUAUGGUCACCCCCCUUAUUGAUGGUUUAAAGAGAAAACUGAAAUAAAUCUUAGUUUUAUGCUCCUGCUGAAUGGACCUUUCAAAUAUUUUUGGAUAACAUAGGCCUUAAUACAUGCAAACAAAACCCUAAGUAUAUAGCGAUGAAUAUAGCUGCCCACAAAUUGUUUGUUCCUGUCUAUUGAAGGUUUGUCAUAAAUGUAGUGUGCAUCAUUCAAUAAACCACUCAUUCUCUGAA